Messenger RNA from Eimeria necatrix, 369 nucleotides. RefSeq lists its product as hypothetical. NCBI's taxonomy places the organism in Eukaryota, Apicomplexa, Conoidasida, Eucoccidiorida, Eimeriidae. The record is from RefSeq and is a predicted model, not a curated record. Bases 1 to 369 code for a protein of 122 amino acids. The transcript has a single exon.
AUGGAAGACCCCAACCAACAAGCCUUGUUGGAGGCCGUCCAGCCAGGCAGCACACCUCAAAAUGGCGAACAUGCUUCAGUUGGACAUGAACAUAGUGAAUAUUUAGCCAAUGGAGAGCAGGCCGAGCCAACUGGACCGCUCGAGGGGACCGAACACCAGAGUCCUAAAGAACUUGAGCGACAGGGGCCUAGAGACAAUUUUUACCAGCAUCCUACUAGCGUAACUGAACAAAAUCAAGAAACAGCUAUAUGUAUUAAAUCUGCAGUAGAUAUGGAAGAACUCAAUGACACUGGGCUCACGACUGAUCGUGUUGAAGAGCUUCGGUCAGUCUUCGGUCCAAAUGCUGUCAAGCCAAAGCAGGUGGGGUAA